UGGCACCAACGCGAUCGUAAAUGUGUGUGUGUGUCCGUGUGCGAGUCAAGUUUUGACGUCGCACUCCGCACGCACACGUACACGCGCACACGUCGUCGUGGUUGGUCGCGUCGGACCGCGCGCGUUCCUCCGGUUUAAGGGGCCUUUUUUCGUCGCAUUUUUCGUGCCCUCGAUCGCUCAGUCUCGUUCGCGACUCGCUUUCGAUAGCAGAUCGUUUGUGCGCGCGCACGCGACGCUGGGAGAGAGCGAGAGAGCGUGAAAACGAACUUUCAGCGACAAACAUGGCGUUGUUACCACUGAGUUUGGCGCCAAAGACCAUCAAGUAUUUGAUGUUCGCUUUUAACUUUCUAUUCGUGAUUACAGGAAUGGUGAUGCUGUCAAUAGGCUUGUUAAUUCUCGGAGCGUUUCACCAGUACCAGCACUUCCUCGACAACAGUUUCUUCUCGGUGCCUUCUCUCCUCGUAGCCGUGGGCACCAUUAUCUUUAUCAUCGCUUUCUUCGGAUGCUGCGGAGCCGGUCGCGAAAGCCAUUGCAUGAUUGUAACGUUCUGCACGCUCUUAAUUGGAGUCUUCAUUCUGGAGAUCAUCGGCGGCACGAUGGGAUACGUGAUGAGAGCGAGAGUUACGUCGGUCGCCCAGCAAAAGAUGCUCGACACGAUGACCAAGUAUAAUUCCAGCGAGGAGAUCCAGAUAGUCUGGGAUAAUUUGCAACGAAAAUUCGAUUGCUGCGGCACUGUCAACGCCACCGAUUGGAUAAUUAAGCAGUAUCGCGGCAUUCCGAUGUCGUGUUGCGAUGAUGUCGUAGGCGCUAUCGGCGAUAUGAACUGCACGUUAAGUUCACCCAGUCUCCACAGCGAGGGCUGCAUGGACGCGUUCGCGCACUUCGCGAAGAAGCACGCGGGCAAAAUAGCGGGAGUCGGAAUGGGCCUUGGCGUAAUUCAGUUGAUAGGGAUCUUCCUGUCAGCCUACUUAGCGAGGUCAAUCAAGAAUUGUUAUCAGACCAUGUAGGCGUCCGUUAAAAACGUCGAACGCACAGGAACUGAACGUCGUGCUUGAACUCAGCAGGAUUCCCAUUAGAAUAUGAGUCUGUGCGCGUCCGAUGCAAAUAUUCCGUUUGUCAUCACAAGAGUGAUAAACUUCUGAUUUUGCUUCGCACGGCCCUUACAUGAAAGGCAAUGAGUGGGUGAUGUAUGUUUUUAAUAAAAUCUACGCUGAGAAA
Molecule: messenger RNA, 1218 nt
Organism: Dinoponera quadriceps
Lineage: Eukaryota; Metazoa; Arthropoda; Insecta; Hymenoptera; Formicidae
Product: CD63 antigen-like
Exons: 6
Coding region: 282-1007 (241 amino acids)
Cellular component (GO): membrane
Source: RefSeq, a predicted model, not a curated record